Messenger RNA from Ambispora leptoticha, 687 nucleotides. The record is from the annotation of a GenBank genome assembly. Lineage: Eukaryota; Fungi; Glomeromycota; Glomeromycetes; Archaeosporales; Ambisporaceae.
AUGCAAAAAGAAAAUAAGAAAUUUCAAUUUACCUAUGACUAUUUCAAACAUUUUGUUCAAAAUUGGGAAAAGCAAUUAUCUCAUCUUAAAAACAAAAAAAUCAACGUUCUCGAAAUUGGUGCAUUUGAAGGGAGAUCAGCAACUUGGAUUUUAGAGGAAUUGUUCGAAAAUCCUGAAUCAAAAUUGAUAUCAGUCGAUCCAUUUAACAAAUCGUUUUUAGAUGAUAGAGUAAAUGUCAGAAAUUAUGAAGCUACAUUUCAUAAAAACAUUAAAAUGACUGGUAAAAGCAAACAAAGUAAAAUUAUGAAGAGUGUUUCCCUGGAUGCUCUUAUUAAAUUAAAUUAUGAAAAAAAUAUUAAAUUUGAUUUUAUUUAUAUUGAUGGUUCUCACGUUGCUAAUGAUGUUUUAUCUGAUGCUGUUUUGGCGUGGAAUCUCUUGAAAGAAGGUGGAAUUAUGAUUUUUGAUGAUUACUUAUGGGAUCGGUAUGAAGAAGAAUAUAAUAACCCAAAAAUAGCAAUUGAUUCGUUUCUUAAAUGCUAUGAACCACAAAUAGAAAUUAUUCACAAACAUUAUCAAGUAACUGUUAAGAAAGUUAUCCGAGAAAGAAGUUUUAACGAAAGUUAUUAUUAUUUGGAACGAAGACGACUGUAUAAACUUAGUCAAACUAUUAUGCUGGCACGCCCAAAU